Molecule: messenger RNA, 4689 nt
Organism: Chanos chanos (milkfish)
Lineage: Eukaryota; Metazoa; Chordata; Actinopteri; Gonorynchiformes; Chanidae
Gene: ino80
Product: INO80 complex ATPase subunit
Exons: 35
Coding region: 1-4689 (1562 amino acids)
Biological process (GO): chromatin remodeling; DNA-templated transcription; DNA repair
Cellular component (GO): nucleus; Ino80 complex
Molecular function (GO): ATP-dependent chromatin remodeler activity; DNA binding; histone binding
Source: RefSeq, a predicted model, not a curated record
AUGGCCUCGGAGCAGGGCGGUGGGGGAGAUGCAGCCUACUCAAAGCUGGCCAAACCUCUCCACCUACAGUUCCUGGAACGCUCAUUAAAGCUAGAUGCCUUCCUCCGCCAAACAGCCAACAUCUUUAACCAAGACGUGUCAAGUGAUGACAGUGAUGACGCUUUGGGUGAGGGUCCCUCCUUGGCCCCCUCCAACCCUCACGCCCCUCUACUGGCAGUGAAAGAAGAGCCCUUGGACCCUGGGGAGGGGCCAAAGGGACAGUGCGGUGGUGGACUGACAGAAUGCGGAGCACUCAACGGAGCUCUGCUACAAGAACACAAAGCAGACAAAGCAAGUCUAUACAAUUUCUCCAAACUGAAGAAGAGUCGGAAAUGGCUCAAGGGAAUUCUGCUUAGUGAUGACACAACAGAUUCUGACUCAGACUCCGAUGACUCAGACUUCUCUCUGUCUCGUGAGGAGCUGCACGACAUGUUGCGACUGCAUAAGUUCAUUAAACUCCACCAGAGCAGGUUCCACGCUGACCGUGAGCUCCAGCAGUAUCAGUAUUACAGUACUGGCCUCCUGUCCACUCACGACCCUUUCUAUGAGCAGCAGCGCCACCUUCUGGGGCCUAAGAAGAAGAAAAUUAAGGAGGAGAAGAAAUUCAAGGCCAAAUUGAAAAAGAUGAAAAAGAAGAAGAAACGUGGGGAGGAUUUCUCUGCGGAGGGACGGCCGUACGUCACCAAAAUCUUUGCCAAGUUCUCCCACGAUGCACCUCUGCCCAUGACAAAAAAGAAGCACUUAACCAUCGAGCAGCUGAACGCUCGUAGGCGAAAGGUUUGGCUCACGAUUGCCAAAAAAGAAAACCCCAAGGCCUUUAAACAAAAAGCCUCUGCAAAGAACUUUGUCUUAACCAAUGCCAAAAAGUUGGCACACCAGUGUAUGCGUGAGGUGCGGCGUGCUGCCAUCCAGGCUCAGAAGAACUGUAAGGAAACCCUGCCGCGAGCACGUCGACUCACCAAAGAGAUGUUACUGUACUGGAAGAAGUAUGAAAAAGUGGAGAAGGAGCAUCGAAAACGUGCAGAGAAAGAGGCUUUGGAGCAGCGCAAGCUGGAUGAGGAGAUGAGAGAGGCCAAGAGGCAGCAGAGGAAGCUGAACUUCCUCAUCACGCAGACCGAGCUGUAUGCCCACUUCAUGGGGGGGAAACAGAAGGCAGCAGGGGGCGACUGUGCUCAGGAGGAGAUCCUACGCAAACUGGAAGACAACACGGCCCAGCGGCAGAUUGACAUCGGCGGAGGAGUCAUGGUUAACGUAGGCCAGGAAGACUAUGACAGUGAGUACUACAAGGCUCAGGCUCUGAGGAAUGCUAAAGAGGCCUAUCAGAUCCACCAAGCUCGAACCAGGCUGUUUGAUGAGGAAGCUAAGGACAGCCGCAGUGCCUCCCUGCACGUGGCCAGCGCCUCGGGCUCAGGCUUCGGCGAAAGCUACAGCCUGUCCAAUCCGUCCAUCCAGGCCGGGGAAGACAUCCCCCAGCCCACCAUCUUCAACGGCAAACUCAAGGGAUACCAGCUGAAAGGCAUGAACUGGCUGGCCAACCUGUACGAGCAGGGCAUUAAUGGGAUUCUGGCAGAUGAGAUGGGACUGGGGAAGACAGUCCAGAGCAUUGCCCUGCUGGCUCACCUGGCUGAGAGGGACAACAUCUGGGGUCCUUUUUUGAUCAUCUCACCAGCCUCCACGCUCAACAACUGGCACCAGGAGUUCACUCGCUUUGUCCCCAAAUUCAAGGUGUUGCCAUACUGGGGGAACCCUCAUGACAGGAAGGUCAUCAGGAAGUUCUGGAGUCAGAAAACCCUGUACACCCAGAACGCACCCUUCCAUGUGGUCAUUACCAGCUACCAGCUGGUGGUGCAGGAUGUGAAGUACUUCCAGAGAGUGAAGUGGCAGUACAUGGUCUUGGAUGAGGCCCAGGCUCUGAAGAGUAGCAGCAGUGUGAGAUGGAAGAUCCUCCUUCAGUUUCAGUGUAGAAACAGGCUGCUGCUAACAGGGACACCCAUCCAGAACACCAUGGCUGAGCUCUGGGCUCUUCUGCACUUCAUCAUGCCCACUCUGUUUGACUCUCAUGAGGAGUUCAAUGAGUGGUUCUCCAAAGACAUUGAGAGUCAUGCUGAGAACAAGUCUGCUAUUGACGAGAACCAGCUCUCCAGAUUGCACAUGAUUCUUAAGCCUUUCAUGCUGCGCAGGAUCAAGAAGGAUGUGGAAAACGAGCUCUCUGACAAGAUUGAGAUCCUGACCUACUGUCAGCUGACGAGCAGACAGAGGCUUCUGUACCAGGCUCUGAAGAAUAAGAUCUCCAUAGAAGACCUGCUGCAGUCGUCCAUGGGAACCGCCCAGCAGGCCCACAGCACCACCAGCAGCCUCAUGAACCUCGUCAUGCAGUUCCGUAAGGUGUGUAACCAUCCAGACCUCUUUGAGAGACAGGAGACGCGGUCCCCCUUUCACAUGUCUCUGAGGCCCUUCAUCAUGUCCAAGUUCCUCUUCCGCCAAGGCCUCCUGUGCUCCUCCAGCCAGUGGAGAACAAAACUGUUGCAGGUCCUCCUCUCUCCGUUCUCACCCCACCAUAUUCAGCAGUCUUUAUUCCACAGGAAAAGUGAUAAUGAAGGCAGCUGCUUCUCCUUCCUGCGUUUCAUUGAUGUGUCGCCCGCGGAGAUGUCUAACAUCAUGCUUCAGGGCACUCUAGUCAGGUGGUUAGCUCUAUUCCUGUCUCUUAAAUCUGCCUACCGGCUCCAUCACCGACGCCUGUGGGCAGUGGAGGGUGAGGAUGAGGAGCAUGAGGGAGAGAAGAAGACUGGGGGGAAUUUGAGACCCAACUCACAGUUUCUCUCUGACAGAGACUUCCUUUUGUGGAUGAACAGACCCACGUCCUUCCCCAACACUCGAGACAGCCCCGUCUUCCAGGACUUGGUCUUUACGGCUUAUCGGCCAGGGCUGAUCGGUCACAAGGAUGUGCUGAUUCACCGGAGGCGAUGUUCCUCCUCCACCCGCAGGCCCUGUCAGCCUAUUGAACCGCCCAAGUUUCUGCUGACUGCUGUUCCCAGGGUAACGGCGGUUCCCAUAGAGCAUUACUGUGCAGACCGCAGUGCAGAGUAUGAAUGGCGGGUGUCCCGUGAAGGGGGCAGUCUGGCCGCCAAGCAGUGCUUCCUGUACGGCUCACCAGAGCUGGCCUGUGCCUGGGCCGCCCGCUCCCAGGCCUUUCAUCCACAGUGGCCCGGGGGCGUCAUGGCGCUCUACCCUAGACACGACUGGUCCUUCAUCCGGAUACCAGAUAAGGAGACCCUAAUCACAGACAGUGGGAAGCUGCACACUCUGGACCUGCUGCUGACCCGGCUCAAGUCUCAGGGCCACCGGGUCCUCAUCUAUUCCCAGAUGACCCGAAUGAUUGACCUCCUGGAGGAGUACAUGGUUUACCGCAAGCACACUUACAUGAGGCUGGAUGGUUCGUCCAAAAUCUCAGAGCGCCGUGACAUGGUGGCUGACUUCCAGAGCCGGACUGAUAUUUUUGUCUUCCUGCUGAGUACGAGGGCUGGAGGCCUGGGGAUUAAUCUAACUGCUGCAGACACGGUGAUUUUCUAUGACAGUGACUGGAACCCCACAGUGGACCAGCAGGCUAUGGACCGGGCUCACCGGCUGGGCCAGACUAAACAGGUCACAGUCUACAGGCUCAUCUGCAAGGGCACCAUUGAGGAGAGAAUCCUACAGAGAGCCAAGGAGAAGAGUGAGAUCCAGAGGAUGGUGAUAUCAGGGGGAAACUUCAAACCUGACACACUGAAACCCAAAGAGGUGGUCAGCCUGCUUCUGGAUGAUGAGGAACUGGAAAAGAAGCUGCGUCUACGGCAAGAGGAGAAAAGGCAGCAGGAGGAGAGCAGCAAGGUGAAAGACCGGAAGAGAAAGAGGGAGAAGUAUGCUGAGAAGAGGAAAAAGGAGGAUGAUUUGGAUGCCAAGAAGAGGAAAGAGGGUGUAAAUCUGGUCAUCCCAUACGCACCCUCUGCAGACAACUCCAACCUCUCAGCAGAUGGAGAUGACUCCUUUAUCAGUGUGGACAUGGACUCGGCCAUGCCCAGCCCUUUCAGCGAGAUCUCCCUGAGCAGCGAGCUGCAGCCGGGCUCCAUCCCGCCGGACGAGAGCAGUAACGACAUGCUGGUCAUCGUGGACGAGCCCGUGUCGUCAGCGCCCCAGUCCCGCGCCACCAACUCUCCAGCCUCCGUCACCGGCUCCGUGUCCGAUAACAUGAACGGUGUAUCGGUGCAGGAUGUGUCCAGCCCAGGCAGGGGGCGAUCCGGCCGGAGCCGCGGUCGCCCCAGAGGCUCUGGAGGCACAGGCAAAUCUGGCAAGAAAGGCCGGGGUCGAAAAUCAACAGCUGGGAGCGCGGCUGCCAUGGCAGGAGCUAUGGCAGGGGCGGCGGCGGCCUCAGCGGCAGCGUAUGCUGCUUACGGCUAUAGUGUGUCCAAAGGUCUCCCUACGUCUGGCACCCUGCAGCCCACCCUCGCCCGCUCAACACCCACCCCCUCUUUUAAUCCCAGCAGUACCUCCUCCCCCCAGGCUAAAGGGAGCACCGUUCACCCCAGUUCGCAGACGCUCGCUUUCGGUACCUCCCAUGUGCAUCACCCCCCCAGCAGGAGAGGAAAAGCACCCAGCGGGCAUGGGGGGCGGUAG